AUUGCACUUCUUCCUUCUUUUUUUUUAUUUGUACAUCAUCCCUCUUUGUAGUACUUUGCAUGUUUGGAAGAUGGAUGCAAAACAGGGAGUAUCCAAAGUUAUUCAUUGCCUUGUGUUGAAUGGGGUCUUGUGUUGCCAGUCAAAUGUGCAGUUUGAUAUUCUGGAACGGUUAUUUUGUGUCUCGUACUGAGAGAUCCUUUCCUUCUGUGUAGAGAAGCUGGUCACAGGAUGCAUCUGUAGAUUGGUCUCUACAGGAAUCAAACAUGGGAAAGAUAUCUCUCCAGGAUAAAGUCCUUAUCUUACUUUCUUGGGCUCUGGUGUUGAUGUGCAGCGCUGCAGAGCAAGACUACUUCCUUUGUCCGGAUCCUGUCACCUGGCAUGAGGCCAGGACACUAUGUCAGGCCUGUUUCAAAGAGCUGGUGACACUGACUCCACAAAACAUCCCAAAACUCACCCAGAACCUCACCUCUGACUACUGGAUCGGCCUCCGCAAGAACCUCUCCUGCACCAGCAACGGCAGUAUGUCCUGGUCCCGCUGGGCCAACGGGGAUCCCCUCAUCUUCCAGAACUGGUACCCUGGUUCACCUAGGUUUAAAUCCUCCCCAAAAUCAUACUGCUGCAGCUGCAGCUGCUCCUGCAACAGCCCAGCAAUGACUACCCUAGGAAAGACAAGCUUCACCACAUUCACAAACUUUACAACCUCUGAUGUGACAAACACGACUGACAUGAGCAGUUUCACCGACAUGAGCAGUUUCACCGACAUCACAAACCAAACUGCGACAGACUUUAAUCUCUGGAACGCUACCACCCAAAACACUCCACCCACUGCAACGCCCAGGAUGCCGGUAAAAGAAGAAUGUGUGCCAUCACCUACACUGACCCCGCUUGUCCCCGAGACUGACGUAAACUACAUUGAAGACUCUUGUGUGGCCAUGCUGAGCUUUGGGGCUUGGGUUGAAAAGAACUGUUCGGAGCUUCUGCCUUACAUAUGUUAUGAUGAUCUUUUCUUGAGCCAAAUCAACGUGACCAACAAGACGUCUGAGAGCGCCUUUUUAACAUGGCUACCCGGGCCUGGUAACAUCAGCCAUUACUUGCUAAAAGUGAACGGAAGCCUGACGAAAUUGCCGGCUGAAAAUUUGACCCAUGACCUUGUCAACCUGACAGCAGGCACCGGCUACUCGGUCCAGGUGAUCCCGGUUAAAUGUGACAGACGCCUCAACCCGCAGAUGGUCACCUUCUACACCAAACCCAACAAAGUGGGAAAUCUCUCAGUCACCAACGUGACAGAAACCUCUGUCUUCCUGACGUGGAACAAACCAGUUGGAAACCAUGGUUUCUAUCUUAUUGAGGUCCAGGGUGGUAAGAAGAUCACAAGUGACACAGAGAGCAAAGAAGUCGACAGUUUGAUACCUGGAAGCCUUUACACAUUCACCGUCCAUUCAGUAGUCAAUGACACAUGGAGUGAAGGAUACAACAUCAGUACAUACACCAAGCCCGGGAGAGUGUUGCAGCUGAGGGUGUCUGAUAAUACCCAAAACUCACUGCUGCUUAGAUGGAGUCCACCUGAGGGAAACUUCACGGGUUUCUUGGUGAAUGUUACGUAUGACAAUAUUACAGAGUCUAAAGUGGUGAACCAAACUGAAAUGUAUGUAACACGGCUGCCAAUUGGCACCCAAAUAACCCUCCGUGUGACAGCACAGACCAAUGGCACUCUGAAUGGAAAAGAAGUGACCAUCGUCUCCUACACUGCUCCUGGACCUGUUUCAGGCCUCAAUUUGGUUUCAAGUCAUAGCUCCCUCACUGCCACCUGGACAUCAACUGGUGGUAAUUCUUUCAUCAUCAAGCUCUACUUGGAUGGCCAAGAAGUAGACACAGGCAACAUAACAACACUUAUGAAGUGCUUUGUUGGACUGAAGACUGCAGCCAAUUACACAGUGAUCGUCUCCGCCUUUAGCGGAAAUCUCAGUAGCAUGCCAGUGACCAGCUCCUGUUUCACUAAGCCAUUGCCACCUACUAAUGCCAGAGCCAUUGACUCUAAUACAAAUCAAAUCACCAUACAGUGGGACGCCCCUGAAAACGUAUCAACAACAGCAAUGUACUCUGUGACAAUCAACUCCAGCUUCUGGGACAUCAACCGUUCUAGCACCACUAACGACAUCCGCUACAAGUUUGUUGGCUUGAAAUCAGGGACCAGGUACGACUUUGAAGUACAAACAAUGGCUGGUACAGAGAAAAGUAUUGCAGCACGUGUGUCAAAUUGGACAGUUGCAGAGAUCAGGGAAAUCGGCCUGUCUAUGUUGUGCACUUCGACUGAACCUCUCCUCUGUGCUAAUAGCACCAUAAGGGACAAUGUGUUUGAGCAGUUGCGUUCAAAUUUCAACAAUCUGUUGGGGGACAGUGUUAUCUGGAAUCUCACGAAGCAUAAAACCUAAAACAAAGGAACACAAGAAUGAUAAUGUUGCUUUUUUUUUUUCCAAUAUGUAUUGGUGAAGGUAUUUUAGUGUUUUCUGUCUUGGGUUUACUGUUUUGCUCUAUACUUCUGCUCAGGAAAUCAAUAUUAAGUCACAGUGAAAAGAAGAAUUAAGUAAUGUUGUCUUUUGUGAUUUAGAAUCUAGUUACAAGUUGACUGCUCUGAUUCUAUUUUAUAUUUUUAAUUCAAAACAAUGCCACAGCAUAAAAACUAUAAUAACACUGAAAUCUAUUUCCUACUUUUGCUGCUUUUUUUGUAACACCUGGACUGCUUUUUAUUUGUUUUAUAUCAUUUUAUUUCCCUUGAUGUUGUUUUGUGUGUAUGGCCCAUUUCCAACAGGAAAUAAUAUGUCUGUUGUAACUAAAUCAUGAAUAAAGAAAGGGUAAGAGAUUAGUUCUUCAGUGAACUCAUUGAACAUGUUCCAGCUGUAAAUAAAGUUUUCCAGCUGAAUACA
Molecule: messenger RNA, 2924 nt
Organism: Perca flavescens (yellow perch)
Lineage: Eukaryota; Metazoa; Chordata; Actinopteri; Perciformes; Percidae
Product: receptor-type tyrosine-protein phosphatase eta
Exons: 12
Coding region: 264-2432 (722 amino acids)
Molecular function (GO): protein binding
Source: RefSeq, a predicted model, not a curated record